Molecule: messenger RNA, 771 nt
Organism: Syzygium oleosum
Lineage: Eukaryota; Viridiplantae; Streptophyta; Magnoliopsida; Myrtales; Myrtaceae
Product: pectinesterase inhibitor-like
Exons: 1
Coding region: 124-690 (188 amino acids)
Biological process (GO): negative regulation of catalytic activity
Molecular function (GO): pectinesterase inhibitor activity
Source: RefSeq, a predicted model, not a curated record
AGUUUAUUUAAAUGCCUGCUAGCCAUGGAAAACUCUAUUUGCUCUAUAUAAAGGCUCUUGCACAUCGUCUCCUUAACAAUCAGAGGGAGAACAAGUAUAGCAUCAUAGAGAGAGAGGAAAAAAAUGGGUUCUGCUCACAUCAUAUCCUCCUUUCUUUCUUGCUUCAUGCUCGUGCUUUUAUCCAUCAAUUUCUCAUCAUCUGCAAUUCUAGAAAUGAAGGACUCGGACAGAAUGGUCAAGGAAAUUUGUUCUAAGACCCAAGACCGUGUCUUUUGCAUGCAGAUUCUAGCAUAUGACCCGCCAACAAAGGGCGCAGCUCUCCUCAGGAGCCUUGCGCUGUUCUCUCUGGACCUAGCUCAAGCCAGUGCAAGCGAGACGCAGAUCGCAAUCCACGCGAGGAUCAACGACACCGGCGACCCGCAGCUGAGGGAGGCGUUUGCCGCGUGUUUGGCCGCUUACGGCACGGCCGUCUCCGCUCUGAGGGACGCGGACAAGUUCGUCGCUUCGGGGGAUUAUGUUAACCUGAGAACUCAAGCUUCAGGUGCUGCGGCUCAAGUCAAGCGGUGCCGAACUGCCUUGGAGUUCAAAGAAGAAGCAGGUCGAGCUUCAAUCGGUGUCAAGAACAAUGACUUGAAGCGUACUUGCAGCAUCAUCUUAGCUAUUUCAAAUCGUUUGCUUGCUCUGAAUUAGUUCUCAACAAGAGUUGUAUCAAUGCUGGGCCAAGUCCUAGGGCCAUGAAUAACAUCUAAAAAUCUAAAUAUUUCUCUACAA